GAUAUGAUGAAUGAACUUUGGGAUGUAUACAACAUCAACAUCCAACUGCUAAACUCAUAUUAUGACUUCUUGUUGUAUUCAAUGGGCUCAGGCAAAUCUGGUAAACAGAUAGUGCAAGUCUACAGAAUCCCAAGACGACUAUGGGUCUAUGGUGUCGUGACGUUCUUGGAUGUCAUCAAGAAUGUUGUGUCAAUCUUCAUAGAGCAUGACAUAUGCUCAAGCUUCAUUGGGUAUGCAUUCAACAUUCUAAGUGGAUUAACAGAGCUGGAGAUGGAUGGGUGGAUGUAUGAAAAGCUCGGUGAUUUGUCCAGAAUGGCGAUUGCGCUUUAUCCUUCUCGCUACAUCGAUUGGAAGAUAAGUUCAGAAUACUGGUAUACACAGGCGAUGAAGAAUCAAUACGGGUACGGUAAAAUUUACUACCACAUUGCAACUGUCCAACAGGACAGUCUUGAUGCCCUUGUAAACAUCGGUAAGAGUGUGUUUUGCCGUGAUACGUUCGUUCCUACUCCACAGUACAUGAGAAUGGUGAUUGAUAAUAUCAACCAAAGAAGCUAUAUCGAUUUACCGGUUCUAGAUUUCACAAAAGUUUACAAGUUAUUGCUGACUGGUGAAAUUAACGACAUGUUUGAACUGAAUAAACUCAUCACUUACUACACACAGAACUUGGGUGUUGAUAACAACAACGUUGAUUUCUUUAAGAGGGUACCAGGAACAAUCUCUGAGGUGAUCACCUCACCGAAUUACUCACCGGAUAAUGACUUUGAAGGUAAAUUCCAAUUUUGGUUGCAGAGAUCAUCCUCUUUUGCCCUGGCAAACAUCUCUCUUAUGGUUGGUUUCGGCGUUCCAAUGAAUCCAUUUGCUAGACUCUUUGGCUUGCUGGAGGCCUUAAAGGAACGUAAGGAGAAGAAGGAGAAGAAGGAAAAAAGCAAAUCAACCAAUGGUGAUGGCACCAAUGGAGGAGUCUUACCACACAUUGAGGCCACUGAACCUGUUCAGAAUGAUGACAUCAAAGAACUCUCCAUACAAGAAUGGUUCAGCACCCAUGGUGCUCUGGAUAAAGUUGUUGUCAAGCUAACAAUGAAAAUGUUUGACACUUAUCUGAGAGGUCCAAUCAUUGCAGCCAUGCCACACGUUAUAACCUUCUUGUACUUCAUCGUGGCUGUUGGUGAAGCCACCAAGAGUAAACCAAAUAGCAGGUUGUUCUUUGAGACCAUCAUCAACAUGCUCUUGCCUACGAAUUCGUUGAUCAACUACCUGAAUGAUGUAUUGACAUUUGUGAGAAGCAAACCCGAGUACUUAUCUAUCUUGGCUCAGCAUCAAGCAAGGGACCCAGAAUUCCUCAAAGGUGGGUUCUUAAAGUACUACAGUGAUAAUGAAACCCUGAUUGAGGUUUGGAAAUGCUGGGGUACAUUGUGGUUUGAUGUCAUUUCGUUGAAAGAGGAAUAUAACAGUCCUAGAGAAAGUGGUAUUUCCAAGGGUGAUCUAUUAGAUGUUCCAAUUGGCGGUGCUCGUUAUGAUCCAAAGAUGAACCCAGAUAGGUUUAUCCGUAUUGUUCUUUUGGCGACUUAUAUUUCCGAUAAUUUCAACUUUGGUAUCAAAAGAGGCUCCAAUUAUAUCUUCUACAACUCUGUUGACACCAUUAUGGAGAGAGACAGCUUUUCUCCAGAGGAAAAUGCUUAUUUGAAAUCAACAUACAUGGAACUUGCACAGCAGGCUAAAGCCCUGGGAUUGAUUGAAAAUCCAUUCACGGAUAACGCUGGUGUGAAAUCCACUCGUAUGGAUCCAUUGAGUUGGAUUCAAGGCAGUGGAGACAAAAACACUUUACAUAAUUCGUCUAUCAUCGAUUAUACUGAUGAUGCGGACAACGAGAACAGUGAGGACGAGCUUGAGCACUCUGAAUUUGGAGAUGAGGUUGAACUUGAUGCCCUGAACCACGAUACUCUUGGAGACACUUCAUCGCUUAGACCGUCUCCAAGUUUCUACACUGUGGAUUCUGGGGUGCUUAUGAGUAAAUCCACAACUUUUUUCAUUUUGGAUACAAACAUGUGGUUGAAGCACUGUGGGAAGUUAUACAAGUCAUUGCGUAGUGGCAUAUUCAAACUCGCUGUACCACUUGUUGUUUUCCAGGAGCUGAGAUCUUUAAGAUGCUCACCAGAUGCCACUGUUUCCGACUCUGCCACCCGUGCUGUGAUCACUUUAAGACAGUUGGCAACAGAUGGGUUAGUUGUCCCAUUGAAGAUGGAUGGCACUGAAUCUCAUUCCUUGAACGAUGUUUCUGAUUUCGAAAACAACUCCAUGUGGGCUCAUAAAAUUGAUCAAACGAUUAUUCAAUCGGCAAAACUUAUGGCCAACCGUCUACAAUCAAGUGUUGUAGGCAGUACACCUGACGGCAAUUCCAUCUGUCUCACAAUUGUUGUCUCUGAAGAUAGAGGGAUGAGAUUACAAGCGAGAGUGGAGAAGGUUCCUGCAUUCCAAGGGAAAUGGUUCUUCCAAGUUGUUCAAAAGCUAUCUGAAGGUAAAUGUUGUGAU
Messenger RNA from Williopsis jadinii, 2529 nucleotides. RefSeq lists its product as uncharacterized. The record is from RefSeq and is a predicted model, not a curated record. Gene Ontology annotation, molecular function: telomerase RNA binding; protein binding; telomeric repeat DNA binding. Gene Ontology annotation, cellular component: telomerase holoenzyme complex. NCBI's taxonomy places the organism in Eukaryota, Fungi, Ascomycota, Saccharomycetes, Phaffomycetales, Wickerhamomycetaceae. Gene Ontology annotation, biological process: nuclear-transcribed mRNA catabolic process, nonsense-mediated decay.